AAGCGCCUGGAGGAGAUUCUGCUGGAGCGGUCACCGGCGGGUUGCCUGAGCGUCGAGACGCUCCUCGACCUCCUCCUCUGCGUGCACAGCGAGUGCUCCAACUGUCCGCUCAAGAGGGAGAAGCACGUCACCGACUUCCUGGACUGGGUGAAACCCUUCACCUCGGCCGUCAAAGAGCUACGACUGCACCGGGAUGACUUUGAGAUGUUGAAGGUGAUCGGACGCGGAGCUUUCGGCGAGGUCGCCGUGGUGAAGAUGAAGCAAACGGAGAGGGUUUACGCCAUGAAGAUCCUCAAUAAGUGGGACAUGUUGAAGCGAGCUGAGACGGCGUGCUUUCGCGAGGAGCGCGACGUGCUCGUGAGAGGAGACAGCCAGUGGAUCACCACGCUGCACUUUGCUUUUCAAGACGAAAACUACCUGUACCUGGUGAUGGACUACUACGUAGGCGGGGACCUGUUGACGCUGCUCAGUAAAUUUGGGGACCGUCUGCCGGAAGACAUGGCCAAGUUCUACGUGGCCGAAAUGGUGCUGGCCGUGCACUCGAUCCACCGGCAGCGCUACAUUCACAGAGACAUUAAACCCGACAACGUCCUGCUGGACGUCAACGGCCACAUUCGCCUGGCCGACUUUGGCUCCUGUCUGCGUAUGUUGGACGACGGCACGGUGCAGUCUUCGGUGGCGGUGGGCACGCCGGACUACAUUUCCCCAGAGAUCCUGCAGGCCAUGGAGGACGGCAUGGGCCGCUACGGUCCCGAGUGCGACUGGUGGUCUCUGGGCGUGUGCGUCUACGAGAUGCUGUACGGAGAGACGCCCUUCUACGCGGAGUCUCUGGUGGAAACCUACGCAAAGAUCAUGAACCACGAGGAGCGAUUCCAGUUCCCGGCAGACGUGAGCGACGUGUCGGAUUCGGCCAAGGACUUGAUCGGGAGGCUUCUGUGCUCGCGCGAGCGCCGGCUGGGAUCCAACGGGAUCUCCGACUUCAAGACGCACCCCUUCUUCAGCGGCAUCGACUGGGACAACAUCCGUUCGGCCGAGGCGCCCUACAUCCCCGAAGUGUCUUCGCCCACCGACACGUCCAACUUUGACGUGGACGACGACGUCCUCAAGAACCCGGAUGUCACCCCGCCGAUGUCCCAUUCCGGCUUCACGGGGCAACACCUCCCCUUCGUGGGCUUCACCUACACCACCGGCAGCCGCUUCUCGGACCGCGGUGGCGGCGAAGAGGCGGGCGACGUGGAGUCCUUCCAGAGGAGGAUCCGGAGUCUGGAGCAGGAAAAGCAGGAACUCGACCGCAAACUGCAAGAGUCAACACAGGCUCCGUCUACCGGAGGAACAUUGACUCGAGACAAAGAGAUCAAGAAACUGAAUGAGGAGAUCGAGCGGUUGAAGAAGAAGCUGGCAGACUCUGAUAGGCUGGAGCACCAGCUGGAGGAGGCGGUCACCCUGAGGCAGGACAUUGACAGUUCCACCUCCAAGCUGAAGAACCUGGACAGGCAGGUCAAGACUCUCAGACAGGAGAAGGAAGACGCCCACAAGCAAAUGCAGGAGGCCCUGGAGCGCCUGAGAUCUCAGUCCAAAGAACUGAAGGAGGCUCAUUCCCAGAGACGGCUGGCCCUCCAGGAGUUCUCGGAGCUUUCGGAAAGGACGGCUGAGCUGCGCUCCUCCAAGCAGCGCCUCUCUCGACAGCUUCGGGACAAAGAGGAGGAGGCGGAUACCCUCCUUCAGAAAAUGGAGGUCAUGAAGCAGGACGUCCGCAAGACCGAGAGGAACCGCAAGGAGCUGGAGGCUCAGUUGGACGAAGCCACGGCAGAAGCCUCCAAGGAGAAGAAGCUGAAGGAGCGCAGCGAGGUUUAUGCCAAACAGCUGGAGGCCGAGCUCCAACGCCUCAAGGGACGAGGAGCGGCGGCGGAGGGGCCCGAGUCUCGGCAAGAGCCGUCUCGGCUUUCGGCCGAACUCGACAAGAAGGUGCUGUUCUACGAAGAGGAGUUGCUGAAGAAGGACUCUGAGAUGAAGAAGUUGCGCAAAGACCUGCGUGACUCGGAGGGUUUGCAGUUUGCCGCCAACAAGGAGAUCGUGCAGCUUAAGGAAAAGCUGGAAAAGGACAAGCGGGAAAGACAAGCGGAGAUGGACGACGCCAUGGCCGUCAUGAAGGAAAAACAAGAACGGGAGAAGAACCUCCUGAUGGAAGAAAACCGAAAACUCGUCACCGAAACCGACAAGUUGUGCUCCUUCGUGGACAAGCUGACCGCUCAGAAUCGGCAGCUGGAAGACGACCUCCAAGACGCGUCGUCCAAGAAGGAGAGCGUGGCUCACUGGGAGGCUCAGAUCGCCGAGAUCAUUCAAUGGGUUAGCGACGAGAAAGACGCUCGCGGUUACCUUCAAGCCUUGGCUACAAAGAUGACGGAGGAGUUGGAGACGCUGCGCAGCUCCAACCUGGGCAGCAGAACUCUGGACCCCUUGUGGAAGGUGCGUCGCAGUCAGAAGUUGGACAUGUCGGCCCGUCUGGAGCUUCAGUCGGCUCUGGACGCCGAGAUCCGAGCCAAGCAGAUGGCCCACCAAGAGCUGCGCAAGAUCAAAGCCGCUAACAUGUCCCUGGAGAGUAAACUGAAGGACUCUGAGGAGCGAAGCAGCGAGAUGGCGUCGCAGAUCGAGUAUCUGAAGAAGGAAAUGGAGGACGGCCGUUCGCGAGCGGACAAAGCGCUGAACCUACCGGACUUCCAGGACGCCAUCUUUGAAUACUUUAACACGUCUCCGUUGGCGCCCGACCUUACCUUCAGAAACGUGGAUAUGGACACCGCCCCCACCAGAUCCCAAAGCAAUCCCCCUUCGUCAGCUUCGGACAACGAGGAUUUGAAGUCCGUGGCGGUGAGCCCUUCCCCAAGCUACCAAAGUUACUCUGGGAGCGCGCCCAAGCCCAAAGCGCACCAGCUGAGUAUCAAGACCUUCUCCAGUCCCACGCAGUGCACCCACUGCACGUCUCUCAUGGUGGGGCUGAUGCGACAGGGCUACGCCUGCGAAGUUUGCUCCUUCAUCUGCCACGUGGGCUGCAAGGAGCACGCCCCCCUGGUGUGCCCCAUCCCGGCCGAGCAGGCCAAACGACCGCAGGGCAUCGACGUCCAGAGGGGCAUCGGGACCGCCUACAAAGGAUACGUCAGGAUUCCUAAGCCCAGCGGCGUGAAGAAAGGUUGGCAGCGAGCCUUCGCCGUGGUGUCCGACUGCAAACUUUUUCUUUACGACGUCCCCGAAGGCAAGACCACCCAACCCGGGGUUGUGGCCAGCCUGGUGCUGGAUCUCAGGGACGAGGAGUUCUCGGUCAGCUCCGUCUUGGCCUCGGACGUCAUCCACGCCAACAGGAAGGACGUUCCCUGCAUCUUCCGGGUGACGUCGUCGCAACUGAGCUCGCUGUGUUGCGUGUCUCUCUUGGUUCUGGCUGAGAGCGAAGCGGAAAAGAGGAAGUGGGUGCGCAUCCUGGAAGGUCUCCAGAGCAUCAUGGCCAAGAACUCGCUCAAGAACCAGCAGGUCCACGUCUUGCACGAGGCCUACGACGCCUCGCUACCCAUCAUCAAGACCACGCUGUCCGGAGCAGUCAUCGACCGGGAGCGGAUCGCCCUGGGGACCGAAGACGGACUCUUUGUGGUGGAGGUGACCCGAGACGUGAUCGUGCGGGCGGCGGACAGUAAGAAAGUCUACCAAAUGGAGCUGUUGCCCAAGCAGAAGAUUUUGGCGCUGCUGUGCGGGCGAAACCGCACGGUGCACCUUCACCCGUGGGGCCUGCUGGACGGCAGCGACGCGGCUUUCGACGUCAAACUGAGCGAGACCAAAGGCUGCCAAGCUCUGACCGCCGGCUUUCUGCGGCCCGGCGGACCCGCCUGCCUGCUGGCGGGCGUCAAGCGGCAGGUGCUUUGCUUCGAGAUCACGGCGGCCAAACCCCACCACAAGCGUCUGUGGGAGGUGCAGGCCCCGGGGACGGUGCAGUGGCUGGGGAUGCUUCGCGAGCGCCUCUGCGUGGGAUACCCAUCGGGCUUCGCGCUGCUGGCCCUGCAAGGCGAAUCGUCGCCCGUGGGCCUGGUCAGUCCGGCCGACCCGUCCUUGGCCUUCCUGGCUCAGCAGCCCCUGGACGCCCUGCACGCCGCCGAGGCCGGAUCCGACGAGGUGCUGCUCUGCUUCAGCCAGCUGGGCGUCUUCGUGGACGGGCAGGGACGCCGCUCGCGCACGCAGGAGCUCAUGUGGCCCGCCACGCCGCUGGCGUGCAGUUCCAACACCUCGCACCUGACCGUCUACAGCGAAUACGGCGUGGACGUCUUCGAUAUCCAGACGGCCGAGUGGGUGCAGACCAUCUCCCUACGCAAGAUCAGACCUCUGAACGCGGAGGGGACGCUCAACCUGCUGAGCUCGGAAGCGCCGCGCCUCAUUUACUUUAGCAACACCUCGUCGGAGGGGGACCUGACCAUCCCGGAGAUGUCGGACCACAGCAGGAAGCUGAUGGUUCGCACCCGCAGCAAGAGGAAGUUCCUCUUUAAAGUUUCCGACGAAGAGCGACUUCAGCAGCGGAGGGAGAUGCUGAGAGAUCCCGAACUGCGGUCCAAGAUGAUCUCCAACCCCACCAACUUUAACCACGUGGCCCACAUGGGCCCGGGGGACGGCAUGCAAGUUCUCAUGGACCUCCCCCUGGUCGGUGACGUGGCCCCCCCCUCCCCGUCUCCCUCCCCUUCGUCGUCGUACUUUCGUCACACCCUCAUCUCCUCGCCCUCCAACUUUGAGCACGUGUAUCACAUGACGUCGUCGUCGGCCGGCGUCUUCUUGCUGAAAGACUCGGCCUUCUCCUCCUCCCAGCAGAGCCUCCUGCAGCCUUCUUCCUCCUCCUCUUCCUCUCCCUCCAUCUCCUCUGUGGGAAGGGGGGUUUUGUCAUCGUCUCAAGAGGACGCGGUGAAAGAGAGGCCCCGCCCCCUGUCCGGCAUCUCCCGCCAUCAGCGCAGCAAAACGCACAUGACCCGCACCACCUCAGACUUUGGGGGCGGAGCUUCGCCGGCGGGCGGCGCCCAGGAGGCGGAGCACGAGGCCGAGCGAGAGGCUGCGCCCGGCGGCGAAUAUUGCGUGGAUCUCUCCUCCGACGCCUCCGCCGAUUGA
Molecule: messenger RNA, 5127 nt
Organism: Nerophis lumbriciformis (worm pipefish)
Lineage: Eukaryota; Metazoa; Chordata; Actinopteri; Syngnathiformes; Syngnathidae
Source: RefSeq, a predicted model, not a curated record